AUGAGUAUUGAAAGUAUUGAUAGAAAUAACGAGUUACAAGUUAUUGAACAAAUAUUGGAGGCUGAAAUAACUAAGCCAUCCAAGAUUAAGAGGGUGCGCCAAAAAAAGAGGAUACUUGAUGUCGAGACUACUCUCUUGAGACACAAUGCCUCUUUGAAUGAGGUAAAUGUCAAGUCGAUCUUCAUUGACAAACAAAAUAUGAUGGCGUCCAUGUCAAACAUUGCAAUUACACACAAUAUCCAAUUUAAGGUUAUCAAAUCAAGCACAACAAGAUAUUCAGUGCGAUGUUUGGAUAACAACUGCGUAUGGUGGUUUCAUGCCUCGAAGAUUGCCGAUUCUUUGCUCUUUCGGGUUACUACGUAUGAAAAGGCUCACAGUUGCUUGACUGAUUUCAUAACAUCCGACCACAGAAAUGCAACAUCAAAGGUCAUAUGUGACUACAUAGUAGAGCUCGUAUGUGACUCUAAUAAUGUGAUCACACCCAACUUCAUGGUAAAUAAAAUGAGAAGGAAAUACAGAAUCAUCAUAUCCUACAACAAAGUAUGGCGAGCAAUACAACAUGCCUAUACGGUGAUAAGAAAAACUGCAGAAGAUAACUAUAACAGGUUUCUAUCGUAUCUUCACAUGAUGAAAGAAAAUAACCCAGGCACGUACACAAACAUAAAGAGGAACGAUGAGAGCAGGUUUCAAUAUGCAUUCUUUGCAUAUAGCGCUUCAAUCAUUGGAUGGACCAACUGUAGACCGGUAAUAAUGGCAGAUGUAAUAUUUUUUAAGGCGAAAUAUCAUGGUGUCCUCAUGAUAGCAGUGUCAAAGGAUGGAAACAACAACCUAUUUUCUUUGGCUUUUAGAAUUGCAAACUCAGAAAAUAAUGAGUCUUAUAACUGGCUCUUCAAUUAG
Messenger RNA from Capsicum annuum, 897 nucleotides. RefSeq lists its product as uncharacterized. The coding region runs from base 1 to 897 and encodes 298 amino acids. Lineage: Eukaryota; Viridiplantae; Streptophyta; Magnoliopsida; Solanales; Solanaceae. The transcript has 2 exons. The record is from RefSeq and is a predicted model, not a curated record.